CCUUAAAGAUUGGAUGGAAAUGUGAUUGUGAUCCCAGGUUUUGACGCAUUCCCUCGGCUGAACUUCCCUCUAGCAAGAUACAGACUGUGGCGUCGACCGCGUCGUGGGUUAGCUGUCUCUCUUCUGCAUGCGGAACCACUUCUGGGGUAAUCCUUUGAGAGGGCAGCUUCAAUACCGAAUCCCAACUCACCGCCGCAACCCUCGUCAAGAUUUGCCAGCGCCCAUCACUCCGACAAUAUGUUUGUCCUAAAAAAUGUCGGCAAGCUUAUUUUUGGCAACAACAGCCAGGAGUCUGUGAUAGAACUGCCCCAAGGACAGCUUUACCUCGUCCGACCCCUCUCGCCAAAAGGCUACUCCGAACUCAUCUUCAAGGACGCGACUGCCCGAAUUCGACGGACCGGUCAGGACUUCCAAUAUCAACUGGUUGUUCAGCGAGUUUACGAGGAAGGUGAGGCUGAGUUGUUGGCCGAGGAGGAAGGUGAGGACGCCGAAAUCGAUGCUCUUGCCGUCGAGCGCGACGAGAAGACGUUCCUUCUAGACGAAUCCCUGCACUUCCGAGUCGAGAGCAGAGAAAAUUCUCAACAAAUACUUGCGUGGCGAGAUUUGAGUGGCGACGUUGGCGACGUUUACGAAUUCGUCUGCGAUUCCCGAGUCCAGUCUAUGAGCGUUGAAGCCUUCGAGCGCAUCGCCAAACAGUGCCAGUACGAGCGCAAAUAUCGCAAGCCACACACCACAGCCUCCGAGGCUGAUCUUCAACAGUUCGAAUUCGACGACGAACAACCCAUCCCCGACGCAAGUCCGAUUCACAGCCCAACUCUUGCCCGGUCCAUCGACGGCUCCGACGAAAUGUUCUCCAAGAACGCCGCCAAUAUGAGUGCGAAGCGAGGGCCUGUUUCAACCCCUCCAAGGGCUCCAGCAGCACAGAUGAAGCCCAAGAGCACUCCAGCGCAGAAGCAGGAGAGGGAGGUCAAGGCUCCUACUAAAGAUAUGGGUCCUCCAAAAGCCUCGGAACAACCUGAACCCCAAGAGAUUUUGUCCAUGGAACUUGGAGAACUGCAUUUCUUCGACUUCCCUUCAGGCGCAUUUGUGCUCCAAGACUCUUCGGUCACGGCACAAGUCUCCGAUAUUGGCAAUUGGCACUACUGGUUGCAUGUCGCCAGCAAAGACCGAGAGUGGCUUGGCAUUCCCGUCAUUGCCGACAUCAACCCGGUCUUCAACUUCGAAUUUCUUUCCUUCAUCUUCAACCAGUUUACUGAAGAUGGCUCUGCCUACUCGUGGCUGCUGCGUUUCAAGGACCAGCCCACCUUGGAACGGUUCCAGGAAGGCUUGAUGCGCGCGCUCUGGGAGCAGCUGAACGAGGUCAAGUGGACAAAGGUCAAGGACAAGGAGCGGGAAUAUGUCCUCGAAGCAUUUGAGGAUCUGAAAAUGGACGAUGUGCCCGAGGACCAGGAGGACGAGGAGGAUGAGGAAGAAGAAGCAGAAGAAGAAGAAGCCGAGUAUGAGGACGCCGAAGAGGACCACGAUGACGCCCCCCAAAGCGAACAUUACGACAGCGACGAGGAGCAAGAUGACUUUGAAACCCAACCUGGCGAUGGUGCAGUCAACAAAUCGAUUGCUGUUGGCUAUAAGCAUGAUCGGUCGUUUGUUGUCCGUGGAUCUAAGAUUGGUGUCUUCAAGCACACACCGAACAAUCAUCUCGAGUUCUCCACCAACAUCGCCAAAGUCGAGACCCCCCAGGGUAAACUGUUCAGCCCCAAGAAAGUUAUGCUGCACAAUGAGGAUCGAAAUCUGGUUUUGCAGAAUGAUACUGAUCCCAACAAGCUGUAUCGUAUGGAUCUUGAGUACGGCAAGGUGGUUGACGAGUGGAAUGUGCACGACGAUAUCCCGGUCGUCAGCUUCGCGCCCGAGAACAAGUUCGCUCAGAUGACCCAUGAGCCGACCUUCCUCGGAAUCAGCCACAAUUCGCUCUUCCGCGUUGAUCCUCGAUUGUCUGGCAACAAGCUCGUCGAUACGCAAUUGAAGCAGUACGCUUCCAAGAACGACUUCAGUGCUAUUUCGACCACCGAGAAGGGUUACGUGGCUGUCGCAUCCAACAAGGGUGAUAUUCGCCUCUUCGACCGUCUUGGUAUCAACGCGAAGACCCACAUUCCUGCCCUUGGCGAGCCCAUCAUUGGUCUCGACGUAUCGGCCGACGGUCGCUGGGUCCUAGCCACGUGCCGCACAUACCUCCUCCUCAUUGAUGCGCAACAGAAAUCCGGCAAGAACGAGGGCAAACUCGGAUUCGAGAGAUCUUUCGCAGCCGACGCCAAGCCGCAACCACGUCGUCUGGCGCUGACACCCGAGCACGUAGCCCAAUUUUCUUACGAGACGGGGAAGCCAGUCUCUCUCACACCCGCCCGCUUCAAUAUCAGUCAACAGAGUGAGGAGACGUCCAUCAUCUCGGCUACGGGUCCGUAUGUUGUCGACUGGAGCUUGAAGAAGAUCUUGCGUGGUGCGAAAGCACCGUAUAUCAUCAAGCGGUAUGCCGACGAUGUGAAGGCCGAUGACUUCAAGUUUGGUACCGAUGAGAAUGUCAUUUUGGCACUGCCAAACGAGGUCAGCAUGGUCAGCAAGGGUCAGAUGAAGCGGCCGACCAGGGAAAGUAUUGCUGGGGUUGCUGCCCGCCUAAGCACGCCUCGACGCAGUUCAGGCCGCGUAGGCACGCGGGAGAGCGGCCGGUACAAGCUUGGCAAGGAUGAUGUGGUCAACUCGCCAUACUAAACGGAGAUUCAAGGAGAUGGUCCUUUCAAUUUACGAGAUCACGGCCUAGAAGGGCAGACAUGCAGCACUGCAGAGGCUUGAUUUUGGUUCUCAUGGCAGUAGGCUUCUAGAUUCAAUUCUAGGCGUCUGCUACCAGGAUGUGAUUCCCCGGCGUUCAGGACAAAGCAUGGAGUAAUUCGUGAAUGGUUGCUGGUGGAGGUGGCAAUGCAGGACAGAAUGAGACUGGACAGUCGUUUGUUUGGCUUAGACACAAUCGCUUGUCUUGGCUUGUCGUAGCUCUGGGGUUUUUUCUGUUGUCAAUUUGAUGUAAAUUCUACUCAAUUAAAUGGCACCUAAGGACAAUAAAUUCUGAUUUUCAG
Pseudomassariella vexata is the source of this 3119-nucleotide messenger RNA. RefSeq names its product vacuolar import and degradation protein. The coding region runs from base 238 to 2760 and encodes 840 amino acids. The record is from RefSeq and is a predicted model, not a curated record. Gene Ontology annotation, cellular component: nucleus; cytoplasm. The transcript is spliced from 2 exons. Lineage: Eukaryota; Fungi; Ascomycota; Sordariomycetes; Amphisphaeriales; Pseudomassariaceae.